Molecule: messenger RNA, 448 nt
Organism: Hevea brasiliensis (rubber tree)
Lineage: Eukaryota; Viridiplantae; Streptophyta; Magnoliopsida; Malpighiales; Euphorbiaceae
Product: 17.5 kDa class I heat shock protein-like
Exons: 3
Coding region: 20-448 (142 amino acids)
Source: RefSeq, a predicted model, not a curated record
CAAAUCAAAGAGAGCAGCAAUGCCUGAUCAGCACAGACUCAAGGAAGUCGAUGAUUCCAAGUGGUUUUGUUUGAAUGGAACCAGUCAUCUUAAUUCAAGCAGUUUCAGCAGUCAGUUCGGCUUUACUGAUCCCUUCUCAAUCACAAUGUAUUGGCAAGAAACAACCUUCGUUGUCACCGCAAAUCUCCAGGGAGUCAAGGAUGAAGACGUUAAGGUUGAGAUCAGAGGCAGAAAUGUGUUGCUGAUCACUGUUGGUGGAGGUCGUCCAAAUUGCAUGAAGAGCUGCCAGUUGCCAUACAAUGUGAAUGUGGAGAUGACCACUACUUCCAUUAGCAAUGGCGUUCUCAUUGUCAAGGUGCCAAAGGAAAGUGAUGAUCAGCAGAGCAAACACAUCCCCCAUGUGGCUGCUCAUUUCUCUAGACGCAGCUUUGGUAGCUUCUUCAGCUAA